CCCGGAAGCGACUCCUUCUCCUGCUUGUUUUUGUCCGGGCUUGUAGAGCAUUACUGGACAUUUUGUAUUAGUAUGGCUGUCCCACCGCAAUUAAAAUCCAUCCAGCAUCAUUACAGAACAGCGCUGGAACAUGAUAAAAGAGACCCGGUGGUAGCGUAUUACUGUCGUCUUUAUGCCAUGCAGACAGGGAUGAAACUGGACAGUAAGACUCCAGAAUGCCGUAAGUUCCUGGUGAAGCUGAUGGAUCAGCUGGAGAUGAUGAAGCAAGAGCUCAGCACCAAUGAAUCCAUCUCCCAAGAGGUUGUGGGCAACGCCCAUAUCGAGAACUAUGCCCUAAAAAUGUUCCUCUACGCCGACAACGAGGAUCGAUCAGGUCGCUUCCACAAGAAUAUGAUCAAGUCUUUCUACACCUCAAGCCUCCUGUUCGAUGUGCUGUCUGUGUUUGGCGAGUUGUCAGAGGAGAACAUUGAGCACAGGAAGUAUGCUAGAUGGAAGGCGGCCUACAUUCACAACUGCCUAAAGAGCGGUGAGACUCCUCAAGCAGGGCCUAUUGGCAUGGAAGGGGAAGCGUAUGAUGAUGAGUUCGGCACUGAAGCUGGUAGUCCAUCCUAUGCGUCUUUUGGUGCACCUCAGCCGCAACCCUCCUCCAGUGCAGAUUUGGCAGACCAAGGACCAGCAUCUAUCCCUCCACCCAACUAUAGCACUAUCCAGGUUCCUCCUGGCUCUCACGCUCCAGCCAACACGCCUGCAGAUCUUCCUCAUCCAGCAGCCGAGCCCAUGAAACCAGUUCCGGUUCCCCGGGCUGUGCCGGUCACUGACCCCUUGCCCCUCAACGUAAUCCAGCAAGGUGAUGUGCGUCUCACACCAGAGGACUUCACCCGAGCUCAGAAGUACUGCAAGUAUGCAGGCAGCGCGUUACAGUAUGAAGACGUCGCCACUGCUCUCCAGAAUCUACAGAAAGCCGUCAAACUUCUAACCACUGGCAAAGAAUGAGAGCUUUGUUUGCUUACUUUAUCAUUCUCUAUGACUGACCUGCCCCAUGUGAACUGUGCAGUUAGACUCAAGAUCACUCAAUAAAACAUCUGUUCCACAUCUGCACUAUUACUGGCUGCUCAUAACAAA
This is a messenger RNA of Ictalurus punctatus (channel catfish), 1122 nucleotides long. RefSeq names its product vesicle (multivesicular body) trafficking 1 (gene vta1). Gene Ontology annotation, biological process: late endosome to vacuole transport via multivesicular body sorting pathway. Lineage: Eukaryota; Metazoa; Chordata; Actinopteri; Siluriformes; Ictaluridae. Gene Ontology annotation, cellular component: multivesicular body. The record is from RefSeq and is marked provisional.